AUGGAAAUCUGUGCAAUGCAUCAAGGGGAAAUCAAAUAUAUAAUAUUGGAUAAGAAUUCAGUUAAAUUGGCAUGCCCUGAAUGUAGGGAUGAAAAACUGGAAGAAGGAUCUGAACCUGAUUAAUGCAUUUUGAUAUCGAAAGUAUAUUCAACUAUAUUAUUGCAGGUUCUCAACUUACCUGAGGUUUUAUUAAGUAAGAUUAAUAUUGAUUCUGAAUUGAAAUCAUUUUUCUCUAACAUCCUCAAGGCAAAGAAAGAAGAUCUAAGUAUUUUUAAAAACUACUGGAAAAAGUAAUUAUAAGAAAUAAAGACUGCAUUAGAAAGCCUGAUAUAUGAAACCGAAAAUUACAUUGAUACGUUAACUAAGAUACUUAGCGAUUAUAGAAUAGAAUUAAAAAGAGUUAAUAUAUCUAUUAAAAAUAGAUUAUCAAAUUCGAGAUUUUCGAAUAAUACAUUAAGGCCAAUCAAAAAAAUUAAAAUUUGGAUAAGAUGGCAUCUGCAAUCAUCUACAGAACUCGCCAUGAAGUAAACUCUUAAAUAGAACUUAAAAUAUAAGACUAUAUAAACUCAAUAACCCAGGUGAACAAGGAUGUAAUCUUAAAGAUAAUUGAAGAUCAAGUUAAGGAUUAUAAGAAUAAAGUAAUCAAGUAAUUAUUUAAUCUUAAUGACUAAGUACCAAGGUUCCAUCAUCAAUAGAAAUAUUAAAUUCAUUUAAGUCUGGAUUAGAAUAAUUCUAGGUGGCAGUUACUGAAUAGUCACGGUUAGUCAAUCCACUCUUGAGUGUAUAGUCCUCCUUAUUGUCAACUUCAAAUUUCUAGGACAUUCUUUAUAAGAUCCCCAAAAAGUAGAGUGCGAAGUGUUCACUGAUUUACUAAGGAUCAAAGGAUGGGUUUGAGACUAUCAAAUUUUGGAAUAAAAUCUAAAACAAAUCCAAUCUACUCAUGAUAAUGAAAUCAAAGUCCAAUAUGUGUGUUUUUGGAGGAUAUUCGCCUUGCCAAUGGUUGAAGUCUGCUUAACCUUAAUUUAUGUCAGAUGAUCAAGGCAUUUCAUUUUUGUUUAUACAAAACCCAAAUCUUUAGAUACAAUACUAUCCAAUUAAAAGUGAUUUCAAACAUCAAGCAAUUUCUGUGAAUUAAAACUAUGGACCAUUGUUUGGUAAGAAUGAUCUGCAGAUAUUUGCUGACUUCAAAGAAGGAUACAUCAACAUAGGGUAAAAUUACUUCAAAGAUCCAAAAGAUAAUUAAUAAGGCUUCCUUUUGGUACCUAAAUUAGCAGAGAUUACGGAAUGUGAAGUCUAUGAAUUAUGA
Messenger RNA from Paramecium octaurelia, 1306 nucleotides. The record is from the annotation of a GenBank genome assembly. Lineage: Eukaryota; Ciliophora; Oligohymenophorea; Peniculida; Parameciidae.